Molecule: messenger RNA, 1065 nt
Organism: Ilex paraguariensis (yerba mate)
Lineage: Eukaryota; Viridiplantae; Streptophyta; Magnoliopsida; Aquifoliales; Aquifoliaceae
Source: the annotation of a GenBank genome assembly
AUGAGCUUCAACCAGUUCGAGGGUAUAUUGCCUACCUCCAUAACCAAUCUGUCCUCACAGCUGACAUUUCUCACUUUCGGAGGCAACAAAAUUGGUGGAAGCAUUCCUUCAGAGAUCUCAAACCUCUUCCACUUAAAUGCUCUCGACAUGAACACAAACUUCUUAAGGGGUAACCUUCCAGCUUCAAUUGGAAUGCAUACAAACCUACAAAUUUUCCUUGUGGGUGCGAACCAAUUAACAGGGGAGAUACCCUCUUCCCUCGGCAACAUCACUCAACCAUUGCGUCUAGAUUUGGCAUUAAACAACUUCCAAGGAAGCAUACCUUUAGGCAUUUGGAACCUCGAGUAUGUGCAACUCCUUGCGCUUUAUGGAAAUAAACUCAAUAGCACCAUCCCCAAGCAACUCAUGAAUAUUUCAUCCACUCAAUUACUUGAUGUGUCUUUGAAUUUCUUGACUGGUUCCUUGCCUACAGAAAUUGGUAAACUUCAACAUAUUGUUAAACUGAAUGUUUCAAACAACAAGCUAUCUGCUGAAGUACUGGGCAAUAUUAAGCUAUGUGGAGGGAUCCCAGAGCUGCACUUAAAGCCAUGCCCUGUUCAAAAACAAGAGAAACGCAAAAAACGCACUGCUUUAAAGCUGGUUUUAGUCAUUGUUAUUCCUGCUCUAUUUCUAUCUUUGGCUGUGGCUUUCCUUUCAAUGCUCCUGACAAGAAAAGUGAAGAAGAAACCACUUUCCUCACCUUCCUUUGGACAAUUUCUUCCCAAAGUCUCUUACCAGGAACUUCUUAAUGCCACUGGAGGGUUUUCUUCCGGUAAUUUGAUAGAUUCAGGUAAUUUUGGAUCUGUAUACAAUGGAACUCUAAGUCCUACAGGAAUAACUGUGGUGGUUAAGGUACUCAAACUCAACCAGCGUGGAGCUUCUAAAAGCUUCAUGGCGGAAUGCGAAGCCCUACGGAACAUCCAACACCGUAAUCUUGUCAAACUGGUAUCUGUUUGCUCAAGAACUGAUUUUCAUGGCAAUGAUUUCAAAGCUCUGGCCUAUGAGUUCAUGCCAAAUGGGAGCUAG